Molecule: messenger RNA, 681 nt
Organism: Camelus dromedarius (Arabian camel)
Lineage: Eukaryota; Metazoa; Chordata; Mammalia; Artiodactyla; Camelidae
Product: cytochrome c oxidase subunit 4 isoform 1, mitochondrial
Exons: 1
Biological process (GO): mitochondrial electron transport, cytochrome c to oxygen
Source: RefSeq, a predicted model, not a curated record
AUGUUAACUGCACCAGUCUUAGGCAGCUGGGGUGUAGAGGGUGGUCACCGCGGGCACAGUGGGCAGUGGCUGGGCAGAAUAUUGGCUACCAGAGUAUUUAGCCUAAUUGGCGGGCAAUCAGUUUCCACCUCGGUGUGUGUAGGAGCACACGGAGUUGUUGUGAAGAGUGAAGACUACGCUCUCCCGAAUGACGUCGACUUGGGUGACUACCCCUUGCCCCAUGUGGCCCACGUCAAGACCCUCUCUGCCAGCCAGAAGGCCUUGAAGGAGAAGGAGAAGGCCUCCUGGAUCAGCCUCUCUACUGAUGAAAAAGUUGAACCAUACCGCCUUAAGUUCAAGGAGAGCUUGGCAGAAAUGAACAGGAGCAUCAACGCGUGGAAGAGGGUUGUGGGCGUGGCCAAGUUCUUUAUGAGCUUCACAGCUCUCAUUCUCAUCUGAGAGAAGCCCUGCAUGUACCGCCCCAUCCUGCACAGCUUUGAGGAGGAGUAGGUGGUCAGGUCAACCAAAAGGAUGCUGGACAUGAAGGUCAGCCCGGUCUAGCGCUUCUCGGCCAAGUGGGACUACGGCAACAGUGAGUAGAAAAAGAUCCUGCUGUUCAUGCACCUGAACGUCACCUCAUUCUGUCACCUCCAUGCAGCUCAGCAUAGUUACUGGAAACCUUUGUGUCAGUACCAGUGCUAA